AGGGGUGGGACAGGACAUCAUGAUUGAUAAUCUGUUUAGCCAAUAGCAUCUCGUCCUACAGACCAGAGUGUCCUUCAUGAAGUUAUCCACCAAUUAAGAAGCUGUUAACGGAAAGGGUGUGUCUACUAAGUUAAAAUACUUACCUUUGCCUUGGGAGAGCGCGGGUACCACUACCGCUCCAGCGCCGGUGAUGCUGAUGCGCAAAGCAGUUGAAUGAACUAGCAGCCACUUGGUGCGCGUCACGGUUUCCACGAGCAAAACAGCGCAAGACAAGUUUUCUGAUUUGGAGUGUAAAAUACGAGGAGUGUCAUGGCCGCCGACACAGGCGUCAGAACGGAGAUGGACGAGCUGCAGAGGAGAGCCAAUCAGGUCACAGAUGAGUCGCUGGAGAUCACUCGCAACAUGAAGCUGCUUCUGGAGGAGAGUAAAGAUGCGGGGAUACGGACACUGGUCAUGCUGGACGAACAAGGAGAGCAACUGGACCGCAUAGAGGAGGGCAUGGACCAGAUAAACCAGGACAUGCGGGAGGCCGAGAGGAACCUGACAGACAUGGCCAAGUGCUGCGGCCUCUGCAUCUGGCCCUGCGCUAAACUGAAGGACUUUGAGGCCAGCGGGGCGUAUAAGAAGGUGUGGGGCAACAGCCAGGAUGGAGUGGUGUCUAAUCAGCCAUCAUCGCGUGUCGUCGACGACCGGGAACGAAUGGUCAUGAGUGGAGGUUACAUACGGAGGGUGACAAAUGAUGCUCGGGAGGACGAGAUGGAGGAGAACCUGGCUCAGGUGGGCAGUAUCCUAGGCAACCUGCGGAGCAUGGCGCUAGACAUGGGCAACGAGAUUGACACGCAGAACGUCCAGAUCGAACGCACACAGCAGAAGGCUGUUGUCAAUGAAUCACGUAUCAAUGAGGCCAAUCAGCGCGCCCACAAGCUCAUCAAGAACAGCAGCUGUGGGCAGUGGGCAACGGGAGUGGUCGUAAUGUCCGGGGGGUACCCGUAUGUGCGCGCAGGGAGGGGAGGCGCAGGAGGGGUGCGCUUCAAGAGGAGGAAGUCUCGCUUCUCCUUCGAGGAGGUGCAGCUCAUGCUGAGUGAGGUCAAGAGACACAGACACAUCCUCGUAGGCAAGUUCAACUCGGGUGUGGCGUCGGACAUCAAGAAGAGGACCUGGGCAGCCAUCACAGCACGCAUCAAUGAGAUCAGCGAGUGCCAGCGCGAGAUCCUGGAGAUCAUCAAGAAGUGGUCCGACCUCAAGUGUGACACCAAGCGCAAGGUGGCUGCCAUGCGUGCCUCGGGUGCCACCUCUGCCCGCAUCGCCCGCGACCUCUCGCCCAUCGAGUCCAUGGUGCACCAGAUCCUGCAGAUGCCUGUCAACUACAGCACCGCGUCCACCGCAGCAGCGUUGGACGAUGAUGGGGACGAGGAUUUUCCCAUGAUGCCCCCCAUGCCACGGCGCCAGGCUGCCCCCACCACCACCACCAGGAGCCCCAGGAGGCUGCUGCCGGGGCCACCCCCACCCGCACCUGCGCCCGUGCUCGCGCUCGCGCCACCUGGCCCUCCUCAGCCUCCGCGCUCCAGCCCGCCCAGCACCAAGAACGAGUUGGGCCUGCCCACCGACAUGAUGUAUACCCGUAACUCCCCACACCCUCUGACUGACUUCCAGUUCGAGUCUCCAGACAUGGAAGAUAGCCUGCUGAAGUAUGACGACGGGCACAUAGGCAGUGAGCGUAGCCACCCCUCCUCGUUCCUGGACCCGCCUCCUCCCCCAAUGCCCCCGCCACCUCGCUCUGACACCUCCUCCUCCUCCCACCGAGGCUUCAAUGGCUCCUCCAUGAACUCCUCUUCCCCCGCACCUCCCCCUCCCCCCAUCAGCUCCAGCAUGCCCAUGGCUUCCACCCAGGCAGGAGGCGCUGUUGGCUUAGAAGGAGGCGCAGGAGGAGGAGGAGGAGGCGGUAGCAGCAGUGGGCUCCUCGGGGAGCAGCUGGCCCAGAGCGCCUCCCUGAGCCUGCAGGAGCAGCAGGCGGCCACGGCCCUCAUGGGCUCCAUCUCGCGCUCGCUGGAGGUCAUGUCCGAGUCGGUGCAGCAGCUGGUGGAGACGCAGCAGGCCUUUGCGCGCGACUCGCUGCAGAUGCAGAGGGACGCGCUGCACGUGCUGCGGGAUUUCACCAGCGGGGCGCUCGCACUGCUGCAGGACAAGCUCAACGGACGUCCGCUACUACAGUAGAUCACCGUUUCCAGCAGAGAUAGUAAGAUGCUAUCCUCCUCCUGUUUCCUCUUUGGUCUCCCCAAAAUGGACGCCACAAUACAGCUUAGUGAACGCCCACUCCCCCCCAGUUUCCCAGAAUUCCUUUCAUGUAUCGUAGAACCUGACCAGCGGGGCGCUCGCGCUCUUGCAGGAAAAGCUCAAUGGACGCCCGCUACCGCAGUAGAGCGAGUUUCCCAUGGUGCACCGGUAUGAAGGCGGGUGGUUUGCAGGUGAGCACUUCAGUUCCGAACAUAGCGGGUGCGGGUGCGGGUGCGGGUGCGGGCACCGGCAUCGUUCUGGUCAGCCAGAGUCUGCUCCUUCAGCAUUUUACAGUUCUCUGCACAUACUGUGGGCCUUCACCAGUGGAGCGCUUGUCAUGUUGUGCAGGACAAUAUCAACGGCUGCUGCUGCUGCUGCAGAAGUCGACUUCCUAGUAGUUGUUAGAGUUUGUUACAGUGCACCUGUGGUCGCUCGCCCCCUCCUGAAGUGGUUUCCCAGACCGCAACUAGACACCUAUGCAGGAUUCGCUGAUCGGAUGCCAGCUCUGAAUUCUCCAUUCCCCCGAACUGCGCUGUCUUGAGUACUCAAUUACGAUCAGCUGAUUCAUAGCUGGUCAGAUCUAAUUUGUGGCAAUUUUCAUUUUGUGAACCUGGGAGUGACACCUAGAGUGGAGUUGGUGUUCCUGCCCGUUCCUGCAAUACAUAGCUCCCAAAACGUGCAGCGUGGCAAUGGAGUGCCUGCUCCUUCCUUCCUUCUUGCCUCUGGACCAAUGGUCAAAUGGCCCCUGGUCCUUACUUCCUGCCUCUGGACCAAUUGUCAAAUGGCCCCUGGUCUUUACUUCCUGCCCCUAGUCCAAUGGUCCCUUUAUAUCUACAAGUAAGGUGCUCCUGAACCCUGAUGAUUUCAUACAGACAUUUUGACAGUGGAUGAAAAUCUGCAAUUUGUUUUUUUUUUCUUUAAAGAAUAAUCAUGGUGAUAUCGAACACAUCUGAUUUGACUCAAAACACUGGAAGGCUCUGAGUGAUUUUUGACCAGAUUUGGUGAUUUAUUAUUGUUAUUUUUU
Engraulis encrasicolus (European anchovy) is the source of this 3298-nucleotide messenger RNA. RefSeq lists its product as uncharacterized. The coding region runs from base 310 to 2214 and encodes 634 amino acids. The transcript has 15 exons. The record is from RefSeq and is a predicted model, not a curated record. NCBI's taxonomy places the organism in Eukaryota, Metazoa, Chordata, Actinopteri, Clupeiformes, Engraulidae. Gene Ontology annotation, cellular component: SNARE complex; plasma membrane. Gene Ontology annotation, molecular function: SNAP receptor activity; syntaxin-1 binding; voltage-gated potassium channel activity. Gene Ontology annotation, biological process: synaptic vesicle fusion to presynaptic active zone membrane; synaptic vesicle priming; exocytosis.